AUGCCAAACGAGCAUCGGAAAGCCAUUCAAAAUAAUUUCGGCUCUUUAGUGGAGCAGACUGAUCUUGACAUAAUGGUGUCAGCCCUGUACGAAAAAGGAGUCUUUUCUGAACAAAUGAUUGAACCCUUCAAAGACACAAACAAGGACACAAGAACCCGGAAACGACAAUUAUACAUGGAUAUAAUGAGGAGAGGGCCUGAUGCUUUUGGCCAUCUACUAGAAUCGCUGGAAGAAAAUGGUUAUUGGGACUUGGUGAGGGCUCUGGAUCCCACAAGCUCUUUGCAUCUGCAACCACGAAAUUCAUACAAUGGCCAAGAUUCAAAAACUGGCGAGAGUAGUUAUGUCAGCAUAAGGACAGAAAAGAAGAGAACAAAACCAAAUGUUGAAAUCCACAAAAGUGAGGCACCAACUUUGCCCCCCGAAAGUAAUAAAGAUAUAACAGACCCAUCUGUAGACAUUCCAUAUUUUCAUGUUGUGAAGUCAACUAAAUUCUUUGAAGACAAUGAGGACAAAGACAUCAAGCUGUACAGAAUGCGGCGGCGGCAGCGCGGCAUUCUGGUCAUCUUCAGCUAUAUACAGUUCAACGGCAUGGAGAGGUACCGCAAGGGUGUCGACAUCGACUGCAAGAAGCUCAAAUAUUUGUUUGACGAAAUGGGCUUCUCUGUCAUCGCUUAUCAGAACCUUACAAAACCAGAGACUGAGCACACCCUGAAGUUGUUAGAAGAGGUGCUGGUGGGCACAGAGUGCGUGUUCAUCAUGGUGUCGUCGCACGGCUACGAGCGCGCACCGCGCUGCACAGACACCGACAUCAGAUGCUCCGACGGCAAACUCAUUUCCUUCCUGGACAUCGUAGACCGCUUCAGCAACGCCAACCUCCCGGCCUUGCGCGGGAUACCCAAGGUGUUCAUCUCGCAGCUGUGUCGCGGCCGGCUGGAGGAGUGGGUGAUGGCGCCGCGCGACGGCGGCCGCGUCGGGCGCAGCGGGGGCGGCGGGGGCGGCGCGGCGGGGCCGGCGGGGGGGCGCGUCGAGCGCGACGGCGCCCGCUGGGAGGAGGCGCGCCACGCGCAGCCCGACCGCGUCUACUCGGACAUACUGAUCGCCCACUCCACCGUGCCAGGUUUCGUGUCGCAUCGCGACCCGGAUAGAGGCUCCUGGUACGUGCAGGCGCUGUGCGAGGUGUUCGCGGCGCGAGCCCACGACUGCCACGUGGAGAAACUGCUCACGCUCGUGGACGAGAGGCUGCACGCACACUUCGCGGUGCAGACGUCGUCCAUAGAAAAGUGGGGCUUCAACCGCCGCCUCUACCUGCACCCCGGCCUCUACGAGGAC
Messenger RNA from Iphiclides podalirius (scarce swallowtail), 1329 nucleotides. The record is from the annotation of a GenBank genome assembly. NCBI's taxonomy places the organism in Eukaryota, Metazoa, Arthropoda, Insecta, Lepidoptera, Papilionidae.